AUGGUGGAGGUCGAAAAUGCACCACCCUAUGAUGUAAUCAUGAAAAUUGGCGAAAAUGAUACUGAGGAGAAAGAACCUGAAGAGAAAGAAGAAAUGGAAGAAGAAUGCCCUGAAGAAGAGGAAGCGCUUCGUAUAGCACUUGAAGCCGAAGACGAUGAUGAACUACUUGACGUUGAGUCGCCAGAUAUCGAUGAAAUGGACGCUAGCGAAACAUCGUCUUCAGCUGUAGAUUCGUCACCACAAGCCGACGCAAGCGCUUCAUCACCGAGAAAUUUGGCGGCGAUGAUAAUGACAUCUGACACACCACAGACAUCCACUUCGUCCGAG
This is a messenger RNA of Cylicostephanus goldi, 327 nucleotides long. The record is from the annotation of a GenBank genome assembly. Lineage: Eukaryota; Metazoa; Nematoda; Chromadorea; Rhabditida; Strongylidae.